AUGUCAAUAAAGAGAUCAGGAAUUUCCCGAGACGAAUCACUCAGAGCUUUUUGCUUACUCCCCCACACUCUGUGAAUGAACAAUAUUUUGAUCGGGGUUAAUUAUUUUUUAAACAAUUAGCAUUUUUAAAUAAAAAAUUAUAUAUUGAAUUAAAUUUUUCAUAAUUUUUUUUUAAAAUUUAAAACAUUACCGAUUCGCAAAAUUUUAAAGCAAAUAUUAGUUUAAUUUGUAAAAUUUAUACUUUAAAAAUCAAGCUGUUUAAAAUUAAAUUAGCUAGAGAUUUCAUUAUAAUAAUUAUCACUUAUAUCAAUAUUUUCUAUUAAAAAAUUUUUAGUUCGCACAAGUGGAAAUAAAAAUUUUUUCAAUGGUUUUGUUCGCUCACUGAAGGGGGGUUAAUAAACUAUUUAAUAGAACAACCUGAAAGUCUGGAAUUUCAAAAUCCGGUCGACUAUAAAGCCCUCAGAUUAGAAGACUAUCCAGCUAUAAUCAGAAAUCCAAUGGAUCUUAAUACAAUCAAAAAGAAACUUAAACUGUCACAAUAUCAAGGAUUAAGCGAGGUUUUAGCAGAUUUAUCAUUGAUAUGAAAUAACUGCAGAACUUAUAACACAAGCGAUACAUUUGUAUAUUGCCAGGCAGAAGUGAUGGAAAGACACAUGACUCGUUACUGCAAUCAGCAUGGCAUUCCCUAUGAUUUUUCUAUAAAAAGGCCUACCAUCGACUCAGAGGCAAAAGUUUCUGAUCUUCAAGAAAAAAUUGACUUGAGUAUGAGAAUUAAAUAUGUAAACCACAAAACCCUGGCUCAGAUUGUAGAACUGAUAGAAAAAGAAUGCCCACAUAUAAUCCAAAGACUUGCAGAAGAAAAAAUUCAGCUUCGGUUUGAUGCCAUUGAUAAAAUUACUUUAAGGAAAAUAGCAAAGUAAUUUUACACCCUAUUAAAAAUAAAAAAAAAAAUCCUAAUGGUGACUGUUAUUAUUUAUUGUAAUUUGGUAUAAAUUAGAUUGACAUACGAAGAAAUAGGAGAAGAAGAAAAUUGCUCUGGGCCUAUAAAGAAAUUAAAAACAAACUAA
Molecule: messenger RNA, 1067 nt
Organism: Blepharisma stoltei
Lineage: Eukaryota; Ciliophora; Heterotrichea; Heterotrichida; Blepharismidae
Source: the annotation of a GenBank genome assembly